Messenger RNA from Aspergillus puulaauensis, 1548 nucleotides. Its product is annotated as cytochrome P450. The record is from RefSeq and is a predicted model, not a curated record. Gene Ontology annotation, molecular function: iron ion binding; monooxygenase activity; heme binding. Bases 1 to 1548 code for a protein of 515 amino acids. Lineage: Eukaryota; Fungi; Ascomycota; Eurotiomycetes; Eurotiales; Aspergillaceae. The transcript is spliced from 8 exons.
AUGGCUCUCAUAUCCCUCUUUACACUCUCAGUGCCUCCAUUGGCCCUUUCAAUUUUGAUAUACAAUGCUAUCCUCAUCAUCUAUCGCCUCUACUUCUCGCCUCUAGCCAAGUUCCCCGGCUCCAAGCUCGCCGCCGCAACGGGCUGGUAUGAGUUCUAUUUCGACUACUGGAAGAACGGGAAGUACAUUUUUGAGAUCGAGCGGAUGCAUCAAGUCUACGGCCCAAUCAUCCGCGUCAACCCAGACGAACUCUCCAUCCACGACCCAGACUUCUACACCGAGAUCUACGUGACGGAAAGCAGGCGCCGGACAAACCACUACGAUGUAUUCUGCAAGGGAAUUGAUUUUGACGGCUCCCACCUCCUAACCGUAGACCACACCCUCCACCGCAAACGCCGCAAACCGCUCGAGCCCUUCUUCUCGCGCGUGAGCAUCCAGGCACUGCAGCCCAUGCUUGCAGAGGUAACAAGCAAGUUCGAGCAGCGACUGCGCGCUCUUGCGGGCACGGGGACAGUUGUACGGCUCGACCACGCUUCUGCUGCGUUCUCGGGAGAUAUUAUUGCGAAGAUAUGUCUGGAUGAUCAGGACGAGGGAGGGAGGUUCUUGGAUCAUCCCGAGUUUGCGCCUUAUUGGUAUAAUUUGAUUCAUAUGCUUGUGAGAUCGAUCCCGCUCUUUACGGGACUGCCGAGUCUUGUGAGAAUCGUGAGCUACGUCCCGGAACGGUAUCUGCUCUGGUUCUUUCCCCAGGGCCAAGUCUUUAAUGAAUUCAAGAGAGUCGCCCGAGAAAACAUCGAUCGAAUCUUCAGCAACAGCUACACAGGCAAAACCAGCACCAACACCAACACCAACACCACAACCUCCCUCUUCCACCAUGUAGCCCAAAGCGACAUGCCCGAGUCAGAGCGGUCCCCCGAGCGUCUCGCAAAGGAAGCUCAAGUCCUCCUCGGCGGCGGAACAGCAAGCACAGCGCGCACAAUCGGGUUCGCCUCGUUCUACAUCCUCGAUCGCCCGGAGGUUCGCGCGAGACUUCGCGAUGAACUCAGGGAAGUUAUGGCGGAUUGGCCGAGACGAGUACCGAGCUGGGUGGAGCUUGAGAAGGUGCCUUAUCUGCAGGCUGUUAUUAAAGAGUCGUUGCGGCUGAGUUAUGGUGUUAUGCAUCGAUUGCCGAGGAUUUCGCCGGACUUGGGGAUUCAGUAUGGAAGGUUUACCAUUCCACCGGGUACUCCAGUCGGCAUGUCUGCAUACCUCAUGCAUUCUGAUCCAAAAGUCUACCCAGAUCCUGAUCAAUUCGUCCCUGAGCGCUGGCUCGGCGCCAUUAAUCCAGCUAUGAACCGAAAUUAUGUCCCCUUUUGUCGGGGAUCACGAAGUUGUCUAGGGAUGAAUCUAGCAAUGGCAGAGUUAAGUCUCUGCCUAGCUGUUCUGCAUCGACCCGGAGGCCCCGAAUUGGAGCUGUUUGAAACGGACGAGAGCGAUGUGAAGCAUGUGCAUGAUUUCCUUAUUCCACUGCCAAAGGUUGAUACGAAAGGUGUUAGGGUUUUGAUUCGCUAA